Messenger RNA from Pseudocercospora fijiensis CIRAD86, 1210 nucleotides. RefSeq lists its product as uncharacterized. Gene Ontology annotation, cellular component: mitochondrial matrix. The transcript has a single exon. The record is from RefSeq and is a predicted model, not a curated record. Gene Ontology annotation, biological process: rRNA methylation. NCBI's taxonomy places the organism in Eukaryota, Fungi, Ascomycota, Dothideomycetes, Mycosphaerellales, Mycosphaerellaceae. Gene Ontology annotation, molecular function: rRNA (adenine-N6,N6-)-dimethyltransferase activity. Bases 1 to 1152 code for a protein of 383 amino acids.
AUGCCCAAGUCCGCGCGCAAAAACAGCAAUGGCAUCACAAAAUCCGACCCCUACGCCGGAGCUUCAUCGCGCAAAGCCAAGGCUGGAGCCAUCAAGAACAACGUCUUUCGCAUGAACACAGACCUCGGCCAGCACAUUCUGAAAAAUCCAGGUGUGGCUCAAGCAAUUGUCGACAAGGCAGAUGUCAAGCAGUCGGAUGUAGUGUUGGAGAUCGGCCCGGGUACGGGGAAUCUGACAGCGCGCAUACUGGAAAAGGCAAAGAAAGUUGUUGCAGUGGAGAUGGAUCCUCGCAUGGCUUCAGAAAUCACCAAGCGCUUCCAAGGCACACCCGCAGCGAAGAGAUUGGACUUGAUUCUGGGGGAUGUGAUCAAGAUGGAGAAGCUCCCAUACUUUGACGUUUGCAUAUCAAAUACGCCCUACCAGAUCUCCUCACCACUCACAUUCAAGCUUCUGGCUACAUCUCCCUCACCGCGCUCGUGCGUACUCAUGUUUCAACGAGAAUUUGCCAUGCGACUGUUCGCGAAACCGGGCGACAAGCUGUACUCGCGAUUGAGUGUGAACUGUCAAAUGUGGGCGAAAGUGGAUCAUGUCAUGAAAGUCGGCAAGAACAACUUCAACCCACCACCACAAGUCGAAUCGAACGUCGUGCGAAUCUCGCCGAAGAAUCCUCGCCCACAAAUCAGCUACGACGAGUGGGAUGGCUUGCUCAGAGUCUGCUUCGUGAGGAAGAACCGAGUGCUGAGAAGUGCCUUCAUUGGCACGAAUACCGUCAUGGCUAUGCUCGAGUCGAAUUACCGCACUUUCUGCGCUCAGAACGACAUACCUCUCGACGAAGGCCCUCUAGAAGGCGGCGAUGAAGAUAUGGACGUCGAUGCAGCUGCGGAAAACGAGGAAGAGGAUAUCAUGAUGGAUAUGGACGAAGACGAUGAUCUACCAGACUUCUUCAAGGAAGAGGCAGAGAAGAAGGCGAAAAAGCUCGCAGACAAUCCAAAUCGAAAGAGGAAAGGCAAGGUUGCGGAACUGGUGAGAUCAAAGGUGAAAAAGGUACUCGAGGAGAACAAUCUCGCCGAAAAGCGCGCUCGAAUGUGCGAUGAAGGAGAUUUCCUGAAAAUGCUGUACGGCUUCAACCAGGAAGGCAUCCAUUUUGCAUAAAUGGCGAGCAAAGAUGUACGUUACGGCACGGACAAUGAGCAGCAUGAUUAUGAUACCC